AUGUCGAACAGUGAAUAUCGACAAAUUACGGGUAUUAUCGUCGGUUGCGGUAAUCGUGGCCAAAACUAUGCUGAAUAUGCUCGGCAUUUCCCAGAACGUUUUCGUGUGGUAGCCGUCGCUGAUCCACGCCAAGUUGUACGUGAAAAAAUGCAAAAACUGUUUUCACUCGAAGACAAACAUGUCUCUAAUGAUUGGCGUCAAUUCGCUGACCCGAGCAUAGAACGCCUUGCUGAGUGUGCUCUAAUAACAUUACCUGAUCGGGAACAUUAUGAAGCAGCAAUACAACUGGCAAAGAAAGGGUAUCAUAUCCUAUUAGAAAAGCCGAUGGCCACCAAACCUGAACACUGCAAAGAAAUUGUUCAAGUUUGUCGAGAUAAUAAUGUCCUACUAGGCGUUUGUCACGUACUGCGAUAUUUGCCAGUAGUGAAGAAAAUCAAAGAAUUAAUCGAUAAGAAUGUCAUCGGUAAAUUAAUUUCCAUACAACACAUUGAACCAGUUGGAUAUUUUCAUUUUGCUCACUCAUUCGUCCGUGGAAAUUGGCACAAUGAAAAUGAAAGUUGCUUUUCUUUGUUGGCCAAAUGCUGUCAUGAUCUUGAUUUGAUUCAGUAUUGGAUGCAACCGCGACAAUGUGUAAAUAUUUCCAGUUUUGGCAAAUUGAUGCACUUCACCCGUGACAAUAAACCUCAAGGUGCAAGUGAUCGAUGUCUCACUUGUGCUGUAGAAUCGACAUGUCCGUAUUCAGCAAAAAAGAUCUAUCUCGAAAAACCCAACCGUCGAUGGCCAGUUUCGGUUGUUGUUCCAGACAUUGAAGAACACGAAGGUUGGGAUGAGAUUAAAGUUAAAGUUAAGCAUGCGUUGGAAACCGGACCGUAUGGGAAAUGUGUUUACGGCGAUUGUGAUAACGAUGUUGUUGAUCAACAAGUUGUUAUACUGAACUUCGAUGACGGAGCGACAGCUACAAUGCAAAUGGUUGCUUUUACCGAACAAGUCUGUCAACGAACAUCGCGUAUAUUUGGUAGUCAUGGUGAAUUAACGUGGACUGGCGAAGAUACAUUAGUUCAUUAUGAUUUUUUAACACAGAAACGAACGAUUUACGAUGAAGCGGAUCUUACGAGUGCUGGCAUCAUGGGUGGUCAUGGCGGAGCAGACUUUUUCGCAAUGGAUUCAUUUAUACGUGCACUAUCGUUGAAUAAGCCUGAAUUAAUUGGCACAGGACCAGAAGACUCAUUAGCUAGUCAUCUGAUUGCUUUCGCAGCUGAAACUGCUCGAAAAGAGAAUCGUGUUUGUCAAAUCAAUGAAUUCGCUUAA
Messenger RNA from Adineta ricciae, 1308 nucleotides. NCBI's taxonomy places the organism in Eukaryota, Metazoa, Rotifera, Eurotatoria, Adinetida, Adinetidae. The record is from the annotation of a GenBank genome assembly.